Molecule: messenger RNA, 1203 nt
Organism: Pan troglodytes (chimpanzee)
Lineage: Eukaryota; Metazoa; Chordata; Mammalia; Primates; Hominidae
Product: putative protein CRIPAK
Source: RefSeq, a predicted model, not a curated record
UCACACACAUGUCCAUGUGGAGCGCCCGCCUGCUCACACGUGCCGAUGUGGAGCGCCCGCCUGCUCACACGUGCCGAUGUGGAGCGCCCGCCUGCUCACACGUGCCCAUGUGGAGCGCCCGCCUGCUCACACGUGCCCAUGUGGAGCGCCCGCCUGCUCACACACGUGUCCAUGUGGAGCGCCCGCCUGCUCACACGUGCCGAUGUGGAGCGCCCGCCUGCUCACACGUGUCCAUGUGGAGCGCCCGCCUGCUCACACACGUGCCCAUGUGGAGCGCCCGCCUGCUCACAUGUGCCGAUGUGGAGUGCCCGCCUGCUCUCACACGUGCCGAUGUGGAGUGCCCGCCUGCUCUCACACGUGUCCAUGUGGAGCGCCCGCCUGCUCACACACGUGUCCAUGUGGAGCGCCCGCCUGCUCACACACGUGCCCAUGUGGAGCGCCCGCCUGCUCACAUGUGCCGAUGUGGAGUGCCCACAUGCUCACAUGUGCCGAUGUGGAGCGCCCGCCUGCUCACACACGUCCAUGUGGAGCGCCCGCCUGCUCACACACGUGCCCAUGUGGAGCGCCCGCCUGCUCACGUGCCCAUGUGGAGUGCCCGCCUGCUCACACGUGCCCAUGUGGAGUGCCCGCCUGCUCACACAUGCCGACAUGGAGUGCCCGCCUGCUCACACAUGCCGACGUGGAGUGCCUGCCUGCUCACAUGCCCAUGUAGAGUGCCCGCCGGAUCACACGUGCCAUUGUGGCAUGCCCGCCUGCUCACACACAUGCCGAUGUGGAGUGCCCGCCUGCUCACACGUGCCAAUGUGGAGUGCCCGCCUGCUCACACGUGCCCAUGUGGAGUGCCCGCCUGCUCACACGUGCCCAUGUGGAGUGCCCGCCUGCUCACACACGUGCCCAUGUGGAGUGCCCGCCUGCUCACACAAAGCUCUGGCAUGGUGGCUCUGUAGGUUUCCUGUCCUGCCGGCCGAGUCAGAUGCUGUUACCGUACAUUCUACUCAUGGUGGCUUUUUAAUACGUUUUUAUGUCAAGGAUCCCUUUUAUAUUUCUCUGUACCUCGAGAUAACGUGGGAAUAUUAGGGAUGAGAUGGAAGAGGAGAGGGUGUUUUUGUAAAAUUGAAUUCAGGACUGAUUUGUUAGCCUGGUGCUUUUCGUAUUAGACCUUUUAAUGAAUUUUCAUGGAUGCUGAUUAAAAGACAAACCUGU